Didymodactylos carnosus is the source of this 420-nucleotide messenger RNA. The record is from the annotation of a GenBank genome assembly. Lineage: Eukaryota; Metazoa; Rotifera; Eurotatoria; Philodinida; Philodinidae.
AUGCAAACAAGUGGUGAAUGGCCGUUCACUAUUCACUUCUUUACUGAAGCACAGUUGGAUCGAUUUGCCAAGUAUUGUAAAAUCGAAAAGUAUUCGACCUUAUACAUCGAUGCUACUGGUUCGGUUGUUCGAAAAUUGAAAGAUCAAAAUGACGUAUUUUAUUAUUCAAUGGUAUUUCAAGAUAAAGAUUCUUCAAUAAUGCCACUUAGUGGAGCACUAUUGAGCGAUCAUACAGCUGCCUGUAUUACUUCGUAUUUUAACUGUCUUCGUAGUAAAUUACCAAUACGUAGUAAAGUCGCUCGUCCAGCCUUCAUUGUUAUUGAUUUUUCUGCCGCAUUAAUUAACAGUGUACUUGCUUCAUUCAAUGUUGAGAACAUUCACAGUCAUUUGCGACGAUGUUACAAUACAACCCAAGACUAA